This is a messenger RNA of Pelobates fuscus (common spadefoot toad), 1670 nucleotides long. It is a transcript of the gene TM2D3, whose product is annotated as TM2 domain containing 3. Lineage: Eukaryota; Metazoa; Chordata; Amphibia; Anura; Pelobatidae. Bases 62 to 805 code for a protein of 247 amino acids. The transcript is spliced from 6 exons. The record is from RefSeq and is a predicted model, not a curated record.
GCACGUUUCCCCCCUUGCAUGUUACGUCACUGAGCCGCAGCUUGUCCCUGUAGGAAGCAUCAUGGCCGCCCUGUCAGUGCUGAAGAGGCUGUGCAGUGUUGUUCUGUUUGUGUCCCAGCUGUACGUGUUCUCCGGCCGCGGGUCCUUGAGUUUGGAGCAUUCCCAGCCAGUAGCUCAAUUGUUAAAGGACGAGCUCCCGUCUUCCACAGUUCCUCCAACCACCAAAGCAACAGUUUCAGAGACACCGUCUUACAUGUCAAAAUGUCCCAGCAACGGGUUAUGCAGUAAUCUACCUUCCGCUUGUGUUAUCUGCGCUACGAACAACUCUUGUAUUUAUGGCAAGCCUGUCACUUUUGACUGUGAAGCCAAAGACCAGGUUGUAUGUGUUGAUGACAACCAUCAGAGGCAAAAAAAAUUCACCAUCACCAUGACCUGCCAGUAUUGUUGGCAGCUUCCGCCCUCUGAAUACGUGUGCAGUAAAUCAACCAACUGUAUGACUGUUUCCUGCCCGAGACAGAGGUACAGUGCCAACUGCACGGUAUUGGACCACGUGCACUGUCUAGGUAUUCGUGUUUUUCCAAAGAUGCUGUAUUGUAACUGGACAGGUGGUUACAAAUGGUCUACUGCCCUUAUAUUAAGCAUCACACUUGGUGGAUUUGGUGCAGAUCGGUUUUAUUUAGGACAGUGGCGAGAAGGACUUGGAAAACUAUUCAGCUUUGGAGGCCUGGGAAUAUGGACUUUGAUUGAUGUCUUCUUAAUUAGCGUUGGAUAUGUUGGCCCUGCUGAUGGCUCUUUGUAUAUCUAACUAUACGACUCUAGAGAAGGCCUAAUCUAUUGGCUCUCUGUAUACUUAACAACUCCAGAGAAGGACAAUCAGCCCUAAUCUAUUGAAACAUUACAUUUAAUUUGUUAUGUUUAUAUAUUUAUUUUAAUGUACAGUAUCUGUACUGGAUCUACCUUUUCAUUGAGGGGAACUAUGAUCAAUUUUCUUUAACAUGUUUUCCUUUGUUGAAUGUAUUUCAAUGUCUGUCAUCCUUAUUUUCUAGGAAAGUCAUGAUCUUAUGGGUUUAGUUUAUGGAACGUUGUGCAUAUGUUUUCCUAUGACAUUGUAAGACUUUAAAGGGUUACGCCAAACACCAAGAUCACUUUAGUGAUUGGAAGUGGUCAUGGUGCUUUAAGUGUCUAUACAGCAUUGUUAAAGCACUUUGCAUGCCAGAGGUGUAACUCAACCUCCAGCAGCAUAUAUAGCCAGCCUGGCUAAUGUGUGUAUUUUUGCUGUUUGUCAUCAGCACACAUAGCACGCUGGCGACCUAAGACUAAUGGUGGCACGCCACCCCUAUGUGGCCAAAGUACUCCACUAAGCAUGUCCUGUGUGAAGAUCCCUUCCACUGCAGUAAGCCGGAGGAUCAAACUGCAGAGAGAACUUGGCCUCAGCUGACAAUUUUUAUUAAGAUUUUCCUUUUGUAUAUAUAUUUUUUUCUUUUAGUGGGGACCAGGCCAGCAAGGGUUAUUCCAUCCCAAAACAGUUUUAUAUUAAAAUAUUGUUUUUUGGUUGUAGUAAACCAUCAGAAGAAUACACAGCUUAACACUGUGGCAAUAAAAUGUGUUAUUAGAAGACAGCUACCUGUUGACAUCAGUGAGAUUUUAGAAUGUCAAAGGGAAACAUUUAA